This is a messenger RNA of Ascochyta rabiei, 1380 nucleotides long. Its product is annotated as Adenosylmethionine cyclotransferase. The record is from RefSeq and is a predicted model, not a curated record. The coding region runs from base 1 to 1380 and encodes 459 amino acids. Gene Ontology annotation, molecular function: pyridoxal phosphate binding; transferase activity, transferring alkyl or aryl (other than methyl) groups. Gene Ontology annotation, biological process: transsulfuration. NCBI's taxonomy places the organism in Eukaryota, Fungi, Ascomycota, Dothideomycetes, Pleosporales, Didymellaceae. The transcript has 4 exons.
AUGGCUGAGGAGCUCUCCAAGAACUUUGAGACGCUGCAAUUGCACGCCGGUCAGACCCCCGACUCGGCAACGAAUUCACGCGCCGUGCCAAUAUACGCGACUACCUCUUUCACGUUCAAUGACUCUGCCCACGCCGCAAGGCUGUUCGGCCUCAAGGAGUUCGGCAACAUAUACAGCAGAAUCGGCAACCCCACGGUUGCCACGUUCGAGCAGCGGAUCGCUGCACUCGAGGGCGGUGUGGCAGCGCUCGCUACUUCCUCUGGCCAGGCGGCCCAGUUCAUCGCCAUCAACGCGCUAGCCCACGCAGGCGACAACAUCAUCUCCACCACCAACCUCUACGGUGGCACGUACAACCAGUUCAAAGUCUUCCUCCCGCGCCUGGGCAUCCAGACCAAGUUUGUCAACGGCGACAGGCCCGAGGACUUCAAGGCUGCCAUCGACGAUAAGACAAAGGCCAUCUACCUCGAGUCCAUUGGUAAUCCCAAGUACAACGUCCCCGACUUCGAGGCCAUUGUCAAAGUCGCACACGAAGCUGGCGUCCCUGUCAUCGUAGACAACACCUUUGGCGCCGGCGGUUUCUUCGUGCGCCCCCUCGACCACGGCGUCGACAUCGUGGUGCACUCCGCAACGAAAUGGAUCGGCGGCCACGGAACGACGAUUGGGGGCGUGAUCGUCGACAGCGGGCGAUUCGACUGGGGCAAGCACGCCUCGCGAUUCCCGCAGUUCAACGACCCGUCCGAGGGCUACCACGGCCUGAGGUUCUGGGACACGUUCGGCGCAAUCGCCUUCAUCAUCCGCGCGCGCGUCGAGAUCCAGCGCGAUCUCGGCGCAGCCCUGAAUCCGUUUGCGGCGCAGCAACUGCUCCUCGGCGUCGAGACGCUGAGUUUGCGCUGCGAGCGCCACGCUUCCAACGCCUUGCGCCUCGCCCACUGGCUCGAAACCAACGAUAACGUGAGCUGGGUCUCGUACCCGGGCCUUGCGAGCCACCCGUCCCACGAGCUCGCUAAGAAGUACCUCCCCCGCGGCUUCGGAGGCGUGCUGUCGUUUGGCGUCAAAGGGGGGGAGGCCGCGGGGAGCCAGGUGGUGGAUCACUUCAAGCUGAUUUCUAAUGUUGCGAAUGUGGGUGACUCCAAGACACUGGCUAUCCACCCGUGGACGACGACGCACGAGCAGUUGGACGAUAAGGAGAAGGAGGCGUCGGGUGUUACUGCGGACCUCAUCCGUAUCUCGGUCGGUACGGAGCACAUCGACGAUAUCAUUGCCGACUUUGUGCAGUCGUUCGCGCAGUCGGCGACGAAGCCUGAGGAGAAGGGCGAGCCGGCGAACAAGGAGAAGACGGGCGAUGCUGAUACUUCUGCGGCCAUCUCGGGGGCUACAUAG